GGAGAAGAAACAGCAACAGCCGUCAUCUUCUCCUCUUUCUCUUCCUCCGAACUGCGUGUUCGAAGAGUCUGAGACGUGUUUCGCCGCGAAAAGUCUUCCCCACGCAAGCCCCACACUGUGAGUCAGUGGGGGAAACCGGCAAGAAGAACCCAAGCGGGGAGUCAGUCAGAGGCAGAGCGGUGAGGCGACGCUUCACCGACCACGCCAUGACCGAGCCAUCAUCGAGCGCCGCAGCUGCAGCGGCUGCUGGUUCAGCAGGGAACCACGUGGGGUUUCAGCAGCAGCAUGGGGGUGGACCAGGCGCGCCGAGGCGUCCGCCGUCGGAGCUGGUGCUGUCUUCAGAGACCAAUGUUGCAGGUGGGGGUGUGUCGAGUGGGGCGGUUGGGGCGGGUGCAGGGGCAGGGGGAGGCUCAGCGGUGCCAGGGGGACCCGGUGAGGAGGCGAAGAGGGAGGUGCCGAAGAGCAAGAAGAGCGUCAUGUGGACCGAGGAGGUGCUGCAGCGGUACCAGCAGAGAAACAUCUUCCUCCUGCCUCCUAGACCACCAAUGCCACAGGUCAGUCAGGCCGGCAGGCCGGGAGGGAGGGAGGAAGGGAGGGAGACUCCAACAAAUGGAUGGAUGGAUAGAAAAGGAUGUGUGUGUGUGUGUGUGUGUUCAGACGCCGAUGCGUGGAAGGACUUUUCAGCUGCAUACCGGGGGUAUGAUCCCUCCUGAACUGCACUAUGAGUACGACCCCAUCAUGGGAUACCUCACGCCGCCGCACGCGACGCUGCCACAGGUGAGCGAGUGAGUCGUGAGAGGGUCAGCUAGGCCUUUUCUCUAGAAACACGUGUCUCCUUCUCCCCCCUCUCUCUCUUUCUGUCGUGUGCAGACUCCCAUGCGCGGCCACACGACCACAUUUGGCGGCCCCACAUCGUUUCAGAUAGCGUACCCCACCAACUGGCUGUGGUCCGUUGUGGGGUCGAGAGCGCCGUCCGUCUCAAGCAACCACUCUUUGCCUUCAGAGGCCGCGUAAGGAAAGAAAGGAAGCAGAGACACACUCAUACACAAGGACCGGUUUUGCCUCCCUAUGUGUCUCGAACAUCACGUCAGGAGCUCUCCCUUCUUUCGUGGCUACACCGUGGGCAGCGGCGGGUUCCAGUACCACCCCGCCGCAGUGCCGCCCGCCUACCACCACCUGACGCCAUCACUCCAGUACCUGCACCUGCAGACACACGCCCAACAGAUGAUGCCGCCCUUCCAGGGACCCCCCUCGCCCCCCUACGCCUACUCGUAUGGCCAUCAUGGCCACCACCAGCACCACCAGCAGUAUGUGGUGCCGUCGCUGUACGGCAGCCUGCCGGCGCAUCUCAACCUGCACGUGGGCGGCCACCGCACCCCGGGCGGCCCGCACACACACGCACCCGGACACGCGCAGCUGCACCCAGCAGCAGCAGCAGCAGCAGGGUUUCCGCCGGUGCCGUUCCCGGGGUACCAAGGGGGGUAUCACUACUCGCAGCCCCAGCCGGUGAACACGUAUGUGUUCCACCAGCUGGGGCUGAUGACGCCCGCCCACGGGGCUGCGUCGGUGGCGACCAGCGGGCCGUCGAGCCCUGCGAGGGAGAGAAGGCCGAGUGCGCCGAGCGUUUAUCGGUAUUGAUUGCCUGACUGUUGGCUGGAUGAAUGGAUUGAUGGAUGAAUGGCUUGGCUUGGAUUGGCUUGGAUUAGCUUGGCUGAAUUGCUUGAAUGAACUGGUUGAGUGAGUGGGUUGGUGGCGAGAUGGGUGCGAUGCC
Molecule: messenger RNA, 1771 nt
Organism: Vitrella brassicaformis
Lineage: Eukaryota; Vitrellaceae
Source: the annotation of a GenBank genome assembly